GCGCUGACGUGCCGGGCGCCAUGUUGGAGGGCUGGUGGUAGCGGCUCGGGGAGGUUCUCGCUCUGUCCGUCUCGCUCCGUCUCUCGCUUCCCCCCGCCCCGGCUCCCUUCGGGACCCCCCUCCCCGGUCGCCGGCGUGUGGCGGAGUGUGUGCGAGGGCGGGGGCGGGCGUCCGGGGGGGCGGGGGCGGGCGCCGCGGCCCCCGGGACGGCGGCCGAGGGAGGUGCCGGCGGCGAGGGACUGCGCGGCGCCAUGGACGUCGAGAGGCUGCAGGAGGCGCUGAAAGAUUUUGAGAAGAGAGGGAAAAAGGAAGUUUGUCCUGUACUGGAUCAGUUUCUCUGUCAUGUAGCUAAAACUGGAGAAACAAUGAUUCAGUGGUCCCAAUUUAAAGGCUAUUUCAUUUUCAAACUGGAGAAAGUGAUGGACGAUUUCAGAACUUCAGCUCCUGAACCAAGAGGUCCUCCCAAUCCUAAUGUUGAAUAUAUUCCCUUUGAUGAAAUGAAGGAAAGAAUACUGAAAAUUGUCACUGGAUUUAAUGGUAUCCCUUUUACUAUUCAACGGCUAUGUGAAUUGCUAACCGAUCCAAGAAGAAAUUAUACAGGAACAGACAAGUUUCUCAGAGGAGUAGAGAAGAAUGUGAUGGUUGUUAGCUGCGUUUGUCCGUCUUCAGAGAAGAACAAUUCUAAUAGCUUAAAUAGAAUGAAUGGUGUUAUGUUUCCUGGAAACUCACCAAACUAUACUGACAGGUCUAAUAUAAACGGGCCUGGAACACCUAGGCCACUUAAUCGACCAAAGCUUUCUUUGUCAGCCCCUUUGACAACAAAUGGUUUACCUGAGAGCACAGAUAGCAAAGAUUCAGAGCUGCAGCUAAGUGAAGAGAAAGGCCACAGUGAUUCUUCAGCCUCUGAAUCAGAAGUUUCCUUACUGAGCCCUGUUAAAAAUAAACAUCCAGAUGAAGAUGCUGUGGAGUCUGAGGAACAUGAGGUGAAAAGACUGAAGUUUGACAAAGAAGGUGACGUCAGAGAGACAGCUAGCCAAACGGUGUCCAGUGAAGUCUCUUCAGUUAGAGCAGAGGAAACGGAAACAGCAACUCCCCCUCCUGACAAGGACAGAGAAAGUCGAAUCAGGCAGCACUGUACAGAAGAGGAGGAGGAGGAGGAGGAAGAGGAGGAGGAGGAGGAGGAAGAAUCGUUUAUGACACCAAGAGAAAUGGUCCCAGAAAGAAAAAAUCAAGAAAAGGAAUCUGAUGACGCCUUAACUGUGAAUGAAGAGACUUCAGAGGAGAGCCAUCAGAUGGAAGGCUCUGGUGUGUCUCCAGCUCAGACAGACUCCGCUUCAGAAAGGAGUGACAGUGCAGGGGCCUCAAGGAGUGGCUCUGACUGCCUGGAGACACAGGAGUCAGGAGGGCCCCCUUCCAGUAAAACUGGAGAAAGUGUGUCAGUGUCGUCGUCCAUGGAAAAUGAGGAAGCCACAGAAGUCACAGAUGACCCAAUGGAACAAGACUAACUACUUAAAAACACUUAGAGGCAGUAUUUUACAUACAGUUCUGGUUUUACACUGUAUAAAACUUUUAAGUAAUAAAGUGGACCUUUAGUUUUACAAGAGAAACAGGCUGUAAAAUAAAGAACCUUAAGAAUAAACCCUGAAGGUUGUAUGUGGAAGAGCUGUGAGUAUGGCUCCUCUGGGUCCCGCUUAGUGCUGAUUUUCUUGUUUGGUUUGGUUUUUUUGUUUGCUUUUUUCCUGGUGUACUCAAAUCAGUGGUUUGUGUAUAGAUUUUUUUUUUUAAUUUAGAAUUAAAGUUUUUAAACUGGAAGAUAAUUAUAAUUUUGAAAACUUUAAAGAUGAUCUCAUUUGGUUUAUACAUACACAAGGAAGAUUUUUGUCUUGUCUCUAGCAGUUUCCAUAAUUUGGUCAUAGUUUAAACAUGUUAACAUGUCAAUUAAUAGGGUUUCAUGUGGUUUCAGAUUUUUAUUGUUCGACUGUACAAUGGAACCUUAAGUCAUAUAUACAUAUAUAGAUUAUCCUGAGGGGGGAUGUUAUAUUUUUCUGUUUCUAUAAGAGAUGAAUACAGUGAAUACUUUUUUAUUGGUAAUGACUGAGUUCACUUCUUUCAGAAGACAUCUUCUCUUCUGAGUAGUUGAGACAAAAAUCUGGCCCCUGUGAGACCCUGGGAAUCUUUCAGUUUGUUGAAAUACCAGGUUAAACACAUUCCAAGAGAUCUGUGCAAACUAAAUUCUUUUGUAUACUUCUAAGGUGCCUGAGACAACAAGACUUCAUUUAUUUAUGGAAAGUGUGCUUUAUCUUGGGAGUUGCGCCCAAGCAUUAGCUUGCUGUUUGUAGAAUGAGUGCUUCGGAGCCUGACAUGAAACCAUCUCAAGAGCCCACAGGUCCCAUAACAUUUGAUUGCUUUUCUGAACACUGUCAACAUCACAUCUGUCUUUCUGAAUAAUCCUAUAUGCCGCAUGGCACUGGUGUGAAACAUCACUGUACUGGAAGAAUUAGUAGAGGACUUCAGUAAUGUACCUGAGCUAAAAUGACUGAGGCGUUAGGGGUACACAGAAACCACCAUGAUUUGUAUAACAUUUUGAAGUGAAUUAAUAUUUUUAAACAUGCUUCUUCAACAGCCAGUGUUAUAUUUUUCAGAUCAACACAAAGCACAAUGGUUACUACUCUAUAAACUCAAUAUUUUCAAAUUCACAUCUUUAAAGUCAUGCAAGCUGCAACUUCCCUGUCAGAAUUACUGGCUGCCAAAUUUAUACCUGUUUCUUCAGCUGUACUUUUUGAUAUUUAGAAUUUUUAAAUUUCUGUAAAGUAGAUUUUGUAGACUGUAAUGUGUUCACUGCCUUUGUGAAGCGGUAUAUAAUUGUAUAAUUUCGUGUGUAACUGAAUGCUUGGGCUUUCAAUACAGUAUUCAUAUAAAGCAAUAAAUAUUAAUGUUAUGAAAUAUUGGAGUACAUUUUUAUCAAAAUACAAAAUCCCUUUUUUAGUUUCAGACAUCUGAGGUACAGGGAUGGACCUAAUAGCUGAUACAAACAGUUUCUCACACUGUAUCCUAAGCUUCGGGUGAUCGGAGGGAAACCACAAGGGUUGGAUUUUGACUGCUUAGACAUUACUAUGGCUAAAAAGAUAUUUGGCUCCGUUUGUUCAUAAAGUAAUAUAUACUGACUGAUGACCUUCAGGUUCACAGCAGCUGGGCAGUAGAUUUAUGAAUCUGUCUAGUAAAACUGAAUGUCGAUUUACUGUACCCAAGGGGGUGAAAAUCAAAUGUAACUUCAAGGUUUUUGGCAAAAAGAUUAAAAUGAAGCAAAUUUUAAGUGUGACAUUCAUUUGUAAUGGCCUGUUAUAGUUGAGGGAUUGACAGAGCAGAUUUUAAACAUUUUAGGUUUAGAGUUUUUGAGAUUUUCCUUAGGGUAUUUAUGAGGUUGUUGUCAAUAAACCUGUUCUCUAAGCUCCUGUGACCUUUGAUAGUCUUUAUUUAUGAUGCCAUGGACCAUUCACAAACAAGUCAGUUUGCUGCUGGUUAAAAGUUGAAGAUGUCCCAUCAUGAAUAGAGGUCUGUGGCUUUAUUUGUAAACUUGCAAUUGCUAUCUGCAAGGGGAAGUGUAUUUCUUUAUUAAAUAAAGUACAAUUAAUAAUGGUGAAUGUACCAAAAUGACAUCACUCAAUUCUAUGAGAGGUCUGCAUUUUAACCUAUAGUUUAAUAGCUUUAAUAUUUAUUAGCUAUUCCUAUGUUGAUCAUAGAUGAAAGUUGUUGCUGUUUAUACAGAUACAUGUAGGAUACUGGUGAAGGGUGUCUAGGGCAGUUGUAAUAUUAAUCACCGUGUGAAGCCAUGUUCAGACUGUGGAUGCAUUGGCCCUUUGGAAGUCCAUUUCCACACGUAUUGUUAGAUUCACUUACAGGAGACUGCAGGAAAGUAUCAGUUCUAGUGAGAACAGAGUAAUUUGUGAAUGACAGAAAGACACGUUUCCUUAAUGGACCCAGCGAAGCCCUGUGAGAUCCAAGAGGGAGGGUCAAGCCUUUCUGUGGCUGAAGUAGCUGGCUCUUUGAUGUUGAACAGACUCCUAACCAGUUUCUCCUUUCCCAAGCCUAACUCAGAUCUGGGCAGUGCUGAGGUGGGGACAGAAUACACAUGACAUGGUUUUGCCACUCCUCCCUUUUAAAAAGUGAAAACAUUUUGAAAACUCUUCACUUCUGAAAAUGUAGAACAGAAGUGAGUAGUGAAAAUAUAUUUUGAGGGUUAGUAAACUUAAUCCACUUAAUUGUCACAACUACGGUCUUUCCCAUAUGUAGCCAGAGCAAUGGAGUUACAACUCUGGCUUUCGAAAGCUAUUCCAGAAACCCUGCCCCAGAAAGUCUUAAAGCAUUGAGAUCCCUGUGUUUUAUUUUGGCAGUGUAGAUAGGCAUGUAUUUAUGCAUUUGUAAAAUCAAUUUUUUUCAAAUAAUGUAUGUAAUGUACUAGCUUAAACGGUACUGGGCAGAGCCUAGAGCUACUGCAAGGAUUGAAUGUGAAGCCUGUAUCGAGGGUGGAAAUGUACCUGCAGAGCCACAGCAAACUGUUCCGGGCAGUGUUUCAGGUUGCCUUUGAGCAGGAGUUUCUUAGAGCUAUUGGUUUUGAUAAACUGAAGAUCAGCUCUUGAAAUUUGUGUUAAUCAUGAGAUGAAUGGAUGCAAAAACACCUUGUAAUUUCAUAUGGAAUUAUGAAAAUGAGCUUGAUGGGAUAUUUGCCUAACAAGGAUGAUGGUAUGUACUGGCUAGAAUACAUAUAUUUCACGUUUAAAAAAAUAAUCCGGAUACCAGAAUUCUCUUCUUUCAAUUUGGAGCCUAGAUCGAUCACUUUGCCAAAUAAAUGUAUUAUUUUCAUAAUGCAAUAAAGUAUAAACUAGA
Mus caroli (Ryukyu mouse) is the source of this 4884-nucleotide messenger RNA. It is a transcript of the gene Ppp4r2, whose product is annotated as protein phosphatase 4 regulatory subunit 2. Gene Ontology annotation, cellular component: nucleus; cytoplasm; protein phosphatase 4 complex. The record is from RefSeq and is a predicted model, not a curated record. Gene Ontology annotation, molecular function: protein phosphatase regulator activity. Lineage: Eukaryota; Metazoa; Chordata; Mammalia; Rodentia; Muridae.